GACGAAGUUCCGCAGCCUUAAAUAAAAGACCAUCGGGUCGUCGGCAUCCGUUUUGCGUGCCAGACACAUUCUUCUCUUGCACUACAUUUUCCGCUCUUUACAACCCAUUCUACCACCAGGAAUUGUAUCGCGAUCCGUCAAAGAAAUUCCGUACGACUUCCAACCUCGUUGAACACCACUCGCCAGCAUGGCCCAACCGAACGGAAGCGCGCAGGGCGCAGGCAUUGCCGUGCUGCAGAAGCUCGACAUCACCGAGCACGAAGCCCCUAGCGAUUCAUACCCGCCUAUUUCCUCUAUCCAAUCGACCUGCUCCAAGAGAUUAUUCGCAGCUGAAAACGAGCGAACAAGCAACUCCGAUGACCUCGCCAGCGACACAGUCCUGUACCUGGCCUAUGGCUCCAACAUGUCGGCGCAAACCUUUCUAGGAAUGCGCAAGAUCCGUCCGUUAUCUGAAAUGAAUGUUUCCGUUCCGACCUUGAAACUCAACUUUAGUCUUCCUGGAAUUGCGUACCAGGAACCGUGUUUUGCCAACGUUGAAUAUCGCGAACCGUCGGAGAAGGAGCAGCUACAACUCAAUGGAAAAUGGGAUGGUCGACUACUAGGUGUCGUCUAUGAGGUCACAAAAGCAGAUUACAGAAAUAUUAUGCGAACGGAGGGCGGCGGUACAAGUUACCAGGAAAUUAUUGUUCCUUGUGUGCCUAUACCUACCGACGGCGAUGCUAGCAAGCUGCCGAAAACGUUCAUGGCGCGAACGCUGUAUGCCCCGAGACUACCAAAGGGUCAAGACCCAUGCGACAGAAGCUGGUGGGAGAGACUCACAACAGGCCCUUACCGCCACGACUCGUACUAUGCACAGCCAAGUCUGAGAUAUCUCAACUUGCUUCGCACUGGUGCCGAAGAACAUGGACUGCCUGGAUUUUAUCAAGAUUAUCUGCAAAACUUGCAGCCGUUUACCAAGACAACGAUGGCUCAGAGAGUUGGCGGCACCCUGUAUCUAUUGGCCUGGGGUCCUAUUAUUUUGCUCAUUAUGAAGUUGUCCUCACUGUUUGCCGAUGAAAGAGGUCGUGCGCCAAAGCCCCUCGGAACCAUGGCUACCAUGUCGUUCAAUAUGGCUUGGAUGAGCUAUGACAGUGUAUAUACGCGCAUGUUUGGUGAAGGCGAGAGGACGCAAGAAUCAGAAACAUCGUCGGCGGGUCAAAUAAAGACGGAAGAGGGGAGCCAGCUUCGCUAAAGUUAAAAGACAUCGAGUGUAUUAUUAGAGUUCUUUAGCAUGAUACAGACGUCACUAAUAAAUCGUCCACUUUGUAUAUAACGUUAACAUUUACCCAUCUUGACUGAUUCGCAAUUCACAUGAUGGGGUCUUCGGCGCUAGGGGUUGCCGUCACAUCAUAACGGACACACCCGUUCAUUACAUUCAGGGGAACAAGAUAUCGAUCGGAGAAUACGCUGCGGCCGGCAGACCGAUUCUCCGGCCCAUGAUUCUCGCAGCCGUGACGGAGCCAAGCGAGUUGGCAUAUGCAGCC
This is a messenger RNA of [Torrubiella] hemipterigena, 1523 nucleotides long. NCBI's taxonomy places the organism in Eukaryota, Fungi, Ascomycota, Sordariomycetes, Hypocreales, Clavicipitaceae. The record is from the annotation of a GenBank genome assembly.